This is a messenger RNA of Gilbertella persicaria, 652 nucleotides long. RefSeq names its product signal transduction histidine kinase. Gene Ontology annotation, biological process: phosphorelay signal transduction system; phosphorylation. Lineage: Eukaryota; Fungi; Mucoromycota; Mucoromycetes; Mucorales; Choanephoraceae. Gene Ontology annotation, molecular function: histidine phosphotransfer kinase activity; protein histidine kinase binding. The transcript is spliced from 4 exons. Bases 30 to 581 code for a protein of 183 amino acids. Gene Ontology annotation, cellular component: nucleus; cytoplasm. The record is from RefSeq and is a predicted model, not a curated record.
UCUUUCUUUCUAAUAUACCUUUUUGAAUCAUGACAAGUCGCGAAAGUACUCCAGCCCCUAAAGAGACUGAAAUGAACAACAAAAAUACAAACAACAAAGAUACCUCGUCAUCAUCCACAUUAUCACCUGAUUUGACACAGACAGAAGCAAGGGGUGAAGAUACUGAAAAGAUAUUGAAUCCUGAAGAUCUUAUUGACAUGAACACAUUUGAGCAAUUGCUGGAUAUGGAUGAAGAAGAUGAUCAUUCUUUCUCUUACAAUAUUGUCAAUGAUUAUUUUGAACAAGCUGAAGCUACAUUUAAAGACAUGGAUGAAGCAUUAAAAAGUAAAAAUUUAAAUGAAUUAUCUCGACUUGGUCAUUUCCUUAAGGGUAGUUCAGCAGCUAUUGGUUUAAAGAAAGUGAAAGCAACAUGCGAAAAGAUUCAGAAUAUUGGUAAUUGUCAAGAAGAAGAUGGUUCAGGUGAAAUCACUGAAGAUGAAGCACUUGAACGUAUUACACCAUUAUUACCACAAGUAAAGACAGAAUAUGCUGAAGCAGAAGAUUAUUUGAAGAACUUUUAUGAAGUACAGGAUACGAAAUAAAGGCUUUUGGUAAAAACUUGAUAGUAAAGAACACGAGUACAAAUAUGACGCAUACAAAUAAAAUAAGCGCC